This is a messenger RNA of Photinus pyralis (common eastern firefly), 837 nucleotides long. RefSeq names its product ras-like GTP-binding protein RhoL. Gene Ontology annotation, molecular function: GTPase activity; GTP binding. Bases 210 to 770 code for a protein of 186 amino acids. The record is from RefSeq and is a predicted model, not a curated record. The transcript is spliced from 4 exons. Gene Ontology annotation, biological process: small GTPase-mediated signal transduction. Lineage: Eukaryota; Metazoa; Arthropoda; Insecta; Coleoptera; Lampyridae.
GCGGAUUUAAUUUUUUUUAGUGUAAAUUGUGAUAAAAGGAAUUUACUCACUCCUGGAAACGCCCCAUUUUUCACUUUCCGUUAGAUAAACGUAAAAUGUGAUUUUUGCAUACCGCAUUCUUUAAACCAGCGUAAUAAUCAUAAAAUGUGCUUUAACUGCAAAUAGUGUGCAAGGCCAUAUUAUUCGCAUUUUUUUAGAGUACUUAUAAAAUGGGUUCGCAAAUAAAACAUGUCAAAAUUACAGUCGUUGGUGAUGGAAUGGUUGGAAAAACGUGUCUGUUGAUUUCGUACAAAGACAACCAAUUUCCCGAAGAGUACGUACCGACAGUAUUUGAAAAUUACGCGGAAGUUAUCAAGGUGGAUGACCAGGAAUAUAAUGUCGCAUUAUGGGAUACGGCAGGACAAGAAGACUACGAGAGAUUAAGACCGUUGUCCUAUCCAAAUACCACCUGCUUCUUGAUAUGCUAUUCGGUUACCGGUCGCGCCUCCUACGAGAACGUUGCGGCGAAAUGGGCACCAGAAAUCAGACAUCACAUGCCGCACACUCCGAUUAUAUUAGUGGGAACCAAAAUUGACUUAAGGCAGGAUCCUACAAAGGAAAUAGUCACUGAAAAGGAGGGGAGGAAGUUAAAACGUAAAAUAAAGGCGGAAAGCUACAUAGAGUGCUCGGCCAAAUAUCGUACAAAUUUGGACCAAGUGUUUGAGGAGGCGGUGAGGUGUAGCGUUAAGAAAAAAGAGUGGAAUCAUACCAGACCAUGCACAAUACUUUGACAAUUUUUGUACGCUUUUAGGAAAUUUGCUCUUUGACAUUCGAAAAUAAAGAUAUCAAUUUAUUGUC